CUUUAGACAAGCAGAAAAUACAUAUUAUUUUACGCAAUGGUAGGUUGGGUACCACACACAUAAAGACUUUUUUUUUUCAUGUAUCGUGCUUGCUACAAUCUAUUAAUGGGGUGGUAUACGAUACCUCCCUAAGCAAGGCUUUAGACAAGCAGAAAGGACAUAUUAAUUCACGCAAUGAUUGAAGUUGGGUACCACACACAUAAAUUGGCACUGAAUUGAUAUUGCGGAUCAUAUAUGGAUUUGAGUUGGAUUAUAUAUGGAUUAUUGAACAUUGGAAUACUGAAAAAUGGAAACUACGUCGGAUAUUAUGGAUUACAAUUUGGAUAAUAAUGAUUGUAAAAUUUUUUUUCCCCAUUUUAUGAUUAUUACUGUAUCACAUUUAACACAUUUGUGAGCGUUUGAAAAAAAAAAAAAAAAGUUUGGUUUCGCUGGCGGUUUACUAAGAUGGAUGUUUGGUUCUGCUAGAGUUCCAGUUUAUUGGCAAGGUCCAUUGUCACUAUCUCAAAAAAAGCCAAGGCUGCCUGUUGUUGUGUUUUCUCAUGGACUUGGUGCAAACAGAACUGUCUAUAGCUACACUGCAUAUGUAAUAGCUUCUCAUGGUUUCUUUGUAGCAGCUAUUGAGCAUCGUGAUGAAUCUGCCUCAAAUACUUUCUAUCUUGAAAAAACAAACUCUGGAGAUGAGAAGUACGAUAAAGUUUGGUUACCAUACAAGCGUGUCCAACCUGCAACAACAGAAGAGAGAGAACUACGAAACAAGCAAGUCCAUGAGCGAGCGAAAGAAAUUUCCAAACUGAUGGAUAGUAUAGAGUUAUUGAACGCUGGUACUUUGUCCAACAUCUUAUCAGAUUUUGAUUUGACUGUAUUCAAAGAUAAAAUUGAUAUUGACAAAGCAGCUGUCAUUGGUCACUCAUUUGGUGGUGCUACAAGUAUAACUUCACUGGUGAAAGAUCUCCGCUUCAAAGCUGGAAUCCCUCUAGAUGUAUGGAUGUAUUCCUUGGGACCUGAAGUUUAUAAGGCUAAUAUUGACACACCUCUGCUUUUUAUCGAAGUAUUCGAAAACUUGACUGUGAUGUAACUAAUACAGAAGCUGAACGUAAAUUGGUAACUUUGUGUGGUACUGUUCACCACACUCAAUGUGAUUUUGCCUUUUUGUUAAGUUCGGAAUGGCUAGCAAAGAUGAUAAGAUUCAGAGGACCUGCUGAUCCCAAAAAAGCAAAUGAUGUCAAUAUGAGACUUAUAUUGUGUUUUCUUAGAAAGCAUCUAAAAUUGUCCUUUGCCCAGGAUGAGGAGAUUGAACAAGUUGUGGCAGAGAAUCAGGGCUUGGUAAUAUCUGGCUCUAAUAUUGAAAUUGAUGAAGAGAGAUUGGAAAAAUCAAAAGCUAGCUUGAGAGCUGGAAUGUAGAAAUAACUAACUGUGGGGUGGAUGUGCAGCACUAAAAUAGGCUAUGCAGUAACUUAGUUGACUUUAACAUAAUUUACUUUUACUUUGCCUUAUUUGUUUUGUUUAUUAUUUUUAGUAAAUUAAAUGAUUUGAUAAUCGAAAGAUCAUCAAUAAUAUUAAAUCAUCUCAAUUCUGACAACAUGAUUAAUUUUUGGACUAGAUUUGCUCUAAAUUUGACAUAUUGAUCGAAUAUUAUGCUAUAUAUGAAAUCUAAUUACCUUCGAACCCCCAAUCUUUUUG
Molecule: messenger RNA, 1680 nt
Organism: Styela clava
Lineage: Eukaryota; Metazoa; Chordata; Ascidiacea; Stolidobranchia; Styelidae
Source: RefSeq, a predicted model, not a curated record